UCUUGAGCUUCUUUGCAGCAUGUCGGUCAUCUUCACUCCUGACUGGCUACGCUGCAAGGCCAAGGUCAACCAGGAGACUAUCCAACGGCUCCUGGAGGAGAAUGACCAGCUGAUCCGCUGUAUCGUGGAGUAUCAGCACAAGGGCCAAGCAAACGAGUGCGUCCAGUAUCAGCGUGUGUUACAUUUAUUUAUUUGAAAUCUCAUUUAUUUAGCUACCAUCGCAGAUGCCAAUGCAAGCAGUCCUACAAAGGCGGUGGAGUAA
Arvicanthis niloticus (Nile rat) is the source of this 262-nucleotide messenger RNA. The record is from RefSeq and is a predicted model, not a curated record. Lineage: Eukaryota; Metazoa; Chordata; Mammalia; Rodentia; Muridae.